Molecule: messenger RNA, 4928 nt
Organism: Sebastes umbrosus (honeycomb rockfish)
Lineage: Eukaryota; Metazoa; Chordata; Actinopteri; Perciformes; Sebastidae
Gene: lemd3
Product: LEM domain containing 3
Exons: 13
Coding region: 67-2721 (884 amino acids)
Biological process (GO): negative regulation of BMP signaling pathway; nuclear envelope organization
Cellular component (GO): nuclear inner membrane
Molecular function (GO): chromatin DNA binding
Source: RefSeq, a predicted model, not a curated record
GCCCGUCGCCUCCUCGUCCGACGUCACGUCCUGUACCAUCCAUCUCCCGGAGAGAGAGCAGUGAAGAUGGCGGCGGCGCUAGCGGAUGAGGAUCUGUUCAGAGAGCUGCAGCGCUGCGGCUUCACUCCGCCGGGCCCGCUGACCGACAGCACGCGGCCGGUCUACCUCAAGAAGCUCAAGAAGCUCCGCGACGACCAGCAGCGGAGCGGCUACCGGCUCUCCAAGGCCCGCAGCGGCGCGUUUACCGGAGGAACCGGAGGAGCCGGAGGAGGAGCCGGAGCUAACCGCGGGGCUAACCGCGGGGCUAGCGGAGGAGCUAACCGCGGAGCUAACGCUGCUAACGCGGCUACCGGAGGAGCUAGCGGAGGAGCUAACUCUGCUAACGCUGCUAGCGGAGGCUCCAGCGGCCGUGACGUCACGCAGCUCUCCUCCAGCAGGAGACCCGGCCGGAAGUGCUCCGUCCUCGGCUUCAGCUCCGACGAGUCAGACGCUGAAGCUCCGCUGAAGAGGAGAGCAGGCCUCAACCACCAGAACCAGAACCAGAACCAGCAGAACCAGACCCAGCAGACCAGAACCCGGCCCGGUACCGGGACCAACAGCAACAGCUCUACUCCGGGUUCUGGUUCUGGUUCUGGCUCUAGAGGCGGGUCGCUGGGCUGGGGGGUCCGGGUCAGAACCAGAACCAGAACCAGCCCAGAGGAGGACUAUGGUGAUGAUGAUGAUGAUGAUGAUGACGAUGAGGCCGAACCGGAACCAGAACCGGAGAAGAACUCUCGCUCUCUGAACGGCUGCGGUUCGACUCACUGUACCACCAGAACCGGAACCGGGAAGCGGACCGGGGACUACUCUGACUCAGAGGAGGAGGACCGGGUCGGUACCGGUACCGGGGACCGGCUGGAGUCCAGGCGGAGCCACGGAGCGGGCCGGGCGGUUCUGAUGAGGAGGAGAGAGGAAGAGGAGGAGGGGAUGAAGAGCAGACUGGACUCAGAACCAUCAGGAGGGUCUCGGAACCAGAACUACCCCAGGAAGUCCAUCUACGUGUCCCUCUCGGAGAACCACGGAGGACUGUCCGGUACCGGCAGGAACAACCACGUAGAGGACGAGGACGGAGCCUCCCGGACCGGUACCAGCACCGGUACCGGUACCGGUACCAGCACCGGUACCGGUACCAGCAGAUUCGCCAUCGGGCUCAGACCGCGGUUCUCCUCCUACAGCAGUCUGUCCCAGAACUACCGGGCCAACCACUCCAACCACUCCUACAGCCAGGCGGUUCUGAAGCAGCAGCUGUCGGUACCGGUCCCGGUACCGGAGGACGAGCUGCUGCAGCAGUUCAAACGGGACGAGGUGAGCUCACCUGGCAGCUUCAGCGCUCACUACCUGUCCAUGUUCCUGCUCACAGCAGCCUGCCUCUUCUUCCUGCUGCUGGGCCUCAUGUACCUCAGGAUGAGGGGAACCGGGUCAGCGGAGGCGGACGGAACCAUUAAGAGCCACCCUUUUGGCAGCGGGUUUGACGACUCUUAUAACAAGACAGAGAAGGACCUGAUCCUAAACCUGCUGCUCAAUCUACAUGACCACUUGGCCCACGUCGCAGGCCAGCAUGACUGUGGAGACCAGCAGCAUCCAAACAGGAGUAUGUCCAUCGACGAGGCCUCUGCGUAUCUACGGGCUCAGAAUCAGGAUUUUGACGGCCUCAUUCUUGCUUCUCUGGAGUGGAUCAUCCGGACGGGCCAUGAUGUUGGGAUAAGGCUGUCUGGGCAGGUAGCCGACGAUCCGCUGACCGACGUGUCUGAGAUCUCUCGGCUGGAGUCUACACAUCCCAAGAUGCCCUUCUCCUGCCGCUUCCGCCGAGCCUUCCUCACCGUCAUCAGCAGAGUCUUCCUCAUUGCAGCUGUGGUCGGCUGUGUGUGGAGUGUGGUCUGCUACAUGAAGUACCGCUGGAGGAGAGAGGAGGAGGAGACCAGGCAGAUGUACGACAUGGUGGAGAGGAUCAUCGAUGUGUUGAGGAGCCACAGCGAGGCCUGCCAAGAGAACCAGGACCUGCAGCCCUACCUGCCCAUCCCCCACGUCAGAGACUCCCUGGUUCAGCCUCAGGACCGAAAGAAGAUGAAGAAGAUCUGGGAGCGGGCCAUGAGUUUCCUCUCAGCCAACGAGUCCAGGAUCAGAAAAGAGACUCAGAGGAUCGGGGGAGGCGACUUCCUGGUCUGGAGGUGGAUCCAGCCUUCUCUCAGCUGUGACAAGACCUCCUUGAUGCCCUCCAAAGUCUGGCAGGGAAAAGCGUUCCCUCUGGACCGGAGGAACUCUCCUCCCAACAGCCUGACUCCAUGUCUGAAGAUCAGAAACAUGUUCGACCCGGUCAUGGAGGUCGGGGAGAACUGGGAUCUCGCCAUCCACGAGGCCAUCCUGGAGAAGUGCAACGACAACGACGGUAUCGUCCACAUCGCCGUCGACAAGAACUCACGAGAGGGCUGCGUCUACGUCAAGUGUCUCUCUGCAGAGCAGUCGGGGAGAGCCUUCAAGGCGCUUCACGGCUCCUGGUUUGACGGUAAGCUGGUGACUGUGAAGUAUCUGCGUCUGGACCGCUACCACCAGCGCUUCCCACAGGCCCAGGGCUGCAGCACGCCUCUGAAGGCCUCCAGCCUCCACAUGAACACCACGAGCACCACGAACACUACGGCCCGCCUGCAGCACCGCGGAUCGGCCAACUCUUCAGGCUUCUCAUGAGAUCAGCGUACGCGUUAGAUUUAGCAUCGUCCUCUGUGCCCUCCCAGCAUGACAGCACCGGUCUGCUGCUGCUCCUUCACUGCUUUAUAACGGGGAAGACUUCAGGGUGUGUCUCGGGAGAGCUCUCUUUCUUUCUUUCUUUCUUUCUUUCUUUCUUUGUCGUUUGUUUUUCAGCAGCGGAUCGCAGCAGACGUUGUUCAGCGGUGCCGUGUUUGUUUUCAAUAAUCUUUGUAUUAAAAUGUCAUGGAUUUAACAAGGAAGCCAAGUUCUUGUGGAAUAUUUAAGACGUGUGCAGAGACUCCAACCCUCCCUCCUUCUCUUCCACAGUCUAACUGAUGCCAUGAUGGAGUUCAUGUGGGCGCUGUAUGGAAAUGGCUGCAUGUAUCAGAGUAUGGCUCUAUGUAAGCUUUCAGUACAACACGGUGGUGUGGGUGUUGAAGAUGUUCGAUGUACUCCCUGUUGUUGUUGUUAUUAUUAUUAUUAUUAUUAUUAUUAUUAUUAUUAUUAUUAUUAUUAUUCAGAUUCUUAUUAUUUAGUCAGUGAGGGAAGGCAUGAACGGACUUGUAGAGGGUGUGCUGUAAAUACAUGUGAAUGGUGGCACAAGCUUUAUUACAUCCUCCGUAUUAAAGGCAAACCAUAAGCUCACGUUUUUUCUUGCUGCUCACUUCCCACGGCAGAGUACAGAUGUGUAUCCAGAUGUGUAUCCAGAGGCUCCCUGGAGCGAGAGGCUGCAGCAGCACCGACACACACACACACAGACCGGUCCGGCUGGUAGAGCAGGGUAUCCGUGGCGAUGCUGACUCAGCCUCCGUGUGUUCUCCGUGUUCGGUCUUUCCUUUCCCUUCGUCUGUGAUUGUGUUCCAGCAUCCAGCAGUAACAGAGUCAGGGAGUGGACCUUUAACCGUCACCUGAGGCUUUCUUCUCCAGAUAUAAUCCAAUAUAUUCCCAAAUUAUUAUGAGUUUUGAUUAUGUUUAUUAUUUACCUCCUUGAAGUCGGGUCAUUUUCACUGUUGGCGCGUCCCCUCGUUGUGUUUCCAAACCAAGUGGUUGUGUGUUGUCGGACCAGAGGAGCACACAGACGUCCGUGAUCCGACCCGACGCCGUCGCUGCUGGUCUCUGAUCAUUUCAUUCUCUUGUAAUGAUGCUACCACUCUUUUGUUGUCAUGAGGAGUACUGUGAGGAUGUUUUUAAUAUUCCAGCCCCCUGUGAGGAGACUGAACUGACUGUAGGGAUCCCGGUUGCUUGUGUGUGUUUUUACAGCACCUGUGUGGUCAGAAAACACUAAAAUCCAGGCGUUGCCAGACGUAAUCUAAUUUUUUUUAAUGCAGUGAAUUGAGAGUUGGAUUCAGUAUUUGCAGUGUGAAAAUUGUACAAAUGAUUCACAUUUCAAAUGUUCAACAACCUGCAGCAGCAGUUUGCAGCAGGCGACCCAACCGUGCCUUAAAUUUGUGCUUUUUUUAAAGACUGGCGCUGCAUCACUGGAGAAUGUGCUGGAUCUCAGACUUGUUUCAUGGUUGAAAGGGUGAGGAAGGCCUGCCAUAGAUGUAGUUUUGGUAGAGUUUGACAUCUUCAGAUUUGGUAUUUUGUAGCAGUUUCCUUUGAUAUUAAACCAAAUGCUUCUCUCUAUUUAUUAUUAUUAUUUUUUUUAAAUCAGCUGUGGUGAUGUACUAUUUUAAUGUCACUAGACCUGUUACACACGUGUCAUAACUUUUUCUUUCAUUGAGGAUCGACCUUACAUCCGCUUCCAAACAACUUGUCAGGAUGUGUAAAGAUGAGAAAAUAAAGUGACCACUUUCUGAAAUCAGCCAGUCGAUAGUGCAUCACUGUAAUCUAUUUUUGUACGUCUCCAGCCGAGCGGUGCGACUGGCAGCGUCUCAGCCCACGCUGACUGUAACCAGGCUGAAUGUAAAUGUUGGUUUGAUGUGACGGCACUUCUCCAGCCUCGUGCUUCACCUUUACAUGCAUCCUUUUCCUCUGAUGUAUUUUAUGUAAACACUGUACAUUGAUAUAACUGUAAUAUGUACUAUUAUAUGCAGCUUUAUUUCCAUUGCUUUGUAUGUUUGGAGUAACCAGUAUCCCUAACCUGCUAGCCAGAGGGGGGGGGGGGGUGUACAAUACUACAGACAUUUAAGAAGAUACAGACAUUUUAAUGUAAUUUGUCAAUUGUACAAACAGCUCAAAUUAAAGGUUUAUUAGGAGUUUUUAAA